Messenger RNA from Erigeron canadensis, 2129 nucleotides. RefSeq names its product NLR family CARD domain-containing protein 3. The transcript is spliced from 17 exons. Gene Ontology annotation, molecular function: protein binding. The record is from RefSeq and is a predicted model, not a curated record. NCBI's taxonomy places the organism in Eukaryota, Viridiplantae, Streptophyta, Magnoliopsida, Asterales, Asteraceae. Bases 59 to 1864 code for a protein of 601 amino acids.
AUCCAAAUCCAAUUAGCCCCCAAAUUUUUUCAUAUUUUUUUUCACUCACACUGACUGAAUGGAUUUCACUUCAACUCUCUCAACUUACUCUCCUCAUCCAAAACCUACCACAAAUUUCACUUCCGGCGCCUGUGUCUUCCUUCGUCGCCGGCUCUUCUUUUCCACCUCGUUGUACUAUCAGCAACGACGUCGUUUUCAAUUUCGAACAUUUUCGAUUAAAAAUGCUUCUUCAUCUUCAGCAGGAAGAAGAAGAACAAGUAAGAAAGCCUAUACGGAGUCACAAUCGGAACCUCCAGCUGUUGCUUUUCCGGUGAAGGAAGUUGCUUCUGUCAUAUUGCCUGUUGGCUCGUUCGUUGUCGUCACUUUUGUUAUGUGGAAAUUGGUGGAGAAACUGAUGAUGCCCAAGCAGUCAAAAGCUCCAACAGCAUCAGAUAAAAAACCGAGUGAAGGAGUGAAAUGGUCCUUUGCUGCUGGCACAAACUUGUUACCUAAUUUUGGUUCAAAGAUCGAAAGGGAAUCCAAACUUAAACUUAAUGAUUUUGCUAAAGAACUUAGGGCCUUUGAUAUUGUUGACAUGUCAGGUCGCAACUUUGGAGACGAAGGACUGUUUUACCUUGCAGAGAGCUUAGCUUAUAACCAGGUUGCUGAAGAUGUAAAUUUUGCUGCAAAUGGUAUAACUGCAGAAGGCAUUAAAGCUCUCGAUGGUAUUCUGCAAUCGAACAUUUUUCUAAAGACUCUUAACCUAUCAGGAAACACUCUAGGGGAUGAAGGCGCUAAGGUUUUAUGUGAUAUACUGGCUGAAAAUAGUGGUAUUCAGAAACUCCAGCUAAAUAGUACCGGGCUAGGGGAUGAGGGAGCACGGGCUAUUGGUGAGAUGCUAAAGAAGAACUCAACAUUGCGUACACUUGAACUAAACAACAAUUUGAUUGACUAUUCUGGAUUUUCAGGUCUUGCUGAGGCACUUCUUGAAAAUAAAUCAUUACAAAGCUUGUAUCUAAAUGGAAAUUAUGGCGGUCCUUUAGGGGCAUCUGCACUUGCCAAAGGGCUGGAGGGUAACAAAGCUUUGAGGGAACUUUUCUUACACGGGAAUUCGAUAGGAGAUGAAGGAGUUCGUGCACUAAUAGCUGGAUUGUCGUUACAUAAAGGGAAACUCUCAGCUCUGGAUGUUGGCAACAAUAUGAUAACUUCAAAAGGCGCUUUUCAUGUUGCGGAAUAUAUCAGAAGAAGUAAAUCUUUGUUGUGGCUUAACGUUUAUAUGAAUGACAUCAAAGAUGAGGGAGCUGAGAAAAUAGCUGAGGCUCUGAAGGAAAACCGUUCAAUAACAAAUAUAGAUUUGGGUGGAAAUGACAUCCAUGCCAAAGGGAUCACUGCAAUAGCAGAAGUUCUAAAAGAUAAUACUGUGAUAACAGCUCUUGAACUUGGUUAUAACCCCAUGGGACCAGAAGGCGCAAAAGCUUUGUCAGAGGUUCUCAAGUUUCAUGGAAAUAUAAAAACUCUCAUGCUUGGUUGGUGUAAGAUAGGAGCAAAAGGUGCAGAGUUUAUAGCUGAUACAUUAAAAUACAACAAUACAAUCUCCACUUUAGACUUACGAGCCAAUGGGCUCAGUGAUGAGGGUGCUAAGUCCCUGGCUCGCAGCCUGAAGGUGGUCAAUGAAGCUCUCGUGUCACUUGAUUUAGGAUUUAAUGAAAUUAGAGAUGAAGGAGCUUUUUCAAUUUCCCAAGCACUAAAGGCUAACGAAGAUGUGAGACUAACGUCUUUAAAUCUUGCUAGCAACUUUCUUACAAAGCUAGGACAGAGUGCUCUGACUGAUGCAAGAGACCAUGUGUACGAGAUGAAUGAAAAAGAACUAAGUAUUGGUUUCUAAAUAUCUAAGCUUAAAAGAAAGUGAACUCUGAGAAGUUCAUUUAGUCAAGUCAUCAGGUAUUCGAUUACUUUCUUAUUUUGUGUUUAUUAAUAUGGCUUGACAAGCUUCCCUCAUCUGAAGGGAUUUCGAAAUUUUGUUAGAGAUCGCAACUAGAAUUGUUAUCGAGUAACUUUUUUAUUUUACACUUAUUGAUCUAAGAUCAUGAAUCUUGGUAUAGAAUAUUAUUGCCAUUCUAUCCAUGUGAUGCCAAGAAGUGUUGUACUAA